AUGAAGAGAAGAGGAUCCAGUGGAAAUAAGAAGAAGGGUGCGUUUUCAUUUUCGAAUCCGAAAGAAAAGAGGGUGAAACGAGGCAUUCUUAAUUUUGACAAAGAACCCAAAAAGGGAGAACAGGGCCAAAAACAACAAGAAGAGAAGAAAGAAAUGACUGAGACGGAAAGAGGGAGGAAAAUUAUGCGGGAGGUUGAAGAGAUUCAGAAAGUUGGAAAACUCGACGAAGACGACGAAGAUAAAGUCGAAGAAGACUUGACUGACGUCUUCAUCACACAAGAGACAGAAGUUGAUGAGUUGCCAAAGGAUGUAACAGAUGAGUGUAUGUCGAACAUCUUUUUGAAUCGGCCCAUCGAAGAAGCGAUGAUGAAACUUCCAAUGAAGAUGGUAGAGAAAAACGAACAAAUAGUCGUACAAAGCAAUUUUGAAGAGAUAACAGGGGAAAUAGGGAAAAGACCAGAAAAUGUCCCCAUCUCACUGUGGAAAGAAUUUGUGAAGUUUUUGAAGGAAAAUAAACUGGAACUUGAUGAGGAAAAUUAUAAACUGUUACUCAAUUUAAGAGGGUAUGCCGAUAUGUUUGUCUUUCAUCGUAUGAAUGGCGACCAAUUUGCAGUGAUGAGACUUGUUAACACAUUACAUAUAGCAACACAUCUGAGGGAAAUUAGAUGUUUAAGACUGAAACAUACCCUUUCGUGUAAAGAGAAUGAAGAGCCACAGAAGGAUUUAGGGUUUGUGCAAUGUUCCACACUUGUCUUGUUCCCAUUCAAAACAGCUGCUUUGAUCUUUAUUAAGACUUUGUUGUCUCUUAUGGGACCAAUCUAUCAAAAAAAUAUUCGACAUGAAGAUCGAUUUGUCAAUGGCUUCAGAGACAUGCAAAAUGAGAUGGAAAAUCGACCAAAAGAUUAUUACCACAUUUUUGAAGGGAACAACGACGAUAAAUUCCGUGUUGGUAUCAGUUUUGGGAAAGACGGUGUUCAUUUAUACACAGAAACGUUUAAAGCGGAUUUGAUUGUCGCAUCGCCGCUUGGUAUCAAAGCGUUUAUUGAGAAACAGGGAACUACAAUGAACGACAUGUUCUCGUCGAUCAAAUUGAUAUACAUCGAGUCGAUUGAUGUGAUGGAAAUGCAGAACAUGAAUUAUUUGAUGGAAAUUCUCAAUGUGUGUAACAAACUUCCUGUGACACAACAUGAGACUGAUAUUCGAAGAGUGUAUAGCCAUGAAGUGGAAGAGAAAGGGUUAUAUUACAGACAAAGUAUUAUCUAUGGAAGGUAUCAGACUCCAUUAAACAACUCUAUUGUACGAAUGUGUCAAAACAGUAAAGAAAUGAUGAUCACCGAAAACACUGCAAUGGGUUCUUUGUCCAAAUUGGUGCGAAACGUUCCAAUCAAUUUUAAUAGGUAUACCGUCACUUCUGCUUUAAAUUCCCCGGACGAACGGUUUGAGCAUUUCACUAAAGUCUUUUUACCAUGGUAUAUGGAAAUUGGAACAAAGAAAAACACCCUCAUCAUGAUCCCAAGUUACUUCGACUAUUUACGAGUGAAGAACUACUUCAAAGAAGAGAACAUCAAUGGCGUAUUUGUGAGUGAAUACAUUUCUACUCGAGCUCAAAUCAAUGCUGAAAUCGCCUUCAAAAAGUCCGAGGUCGAGUUCAUGAUCAUCACUGAAAGGUCUCACUUCUUCAACAGAAAGAAAAUCAAAGGAAUACAGAACAUCAUUUUCUAUGAACUCCCUAACUCUGCAAAUUUUGUACCAGAACUGAUUAAUUUUGUACCAUCAAGUAUUAACGAUUUCGGUGUCUUUGUGUUGUUUAAUAAGUUGGACACAAUCAAGUUAAGAUACACUGUCGGUGAUAUGAAGGCAGCGUAUUUAAUGACAAUGGAACAAGACAAGUACACGUUUAUGUGA
This is a messenger RNA of Entamoeba invadens IP1, 1905 nucleotides long. RefSeq lists its product as hypothetical. The transcript has a single exon. The record is from RefSeq and is a predicted model, not a curated record. The coding region runs from base 1 to 1905 and encodes 634 amino acids. Gene Ontology annotation, molecular function: U3 snoRNA binding; rRNA binding. Lineage: Eukaryota; Evosea; Mastigamoebida; Endamoebidae. Gene Ontology annotation, biological process: maturation of SSU-rRNA from tricistronic rRNA transcript (SSU-rRNA, 5.8S rRNA, LSU-rRNA). Gene Ontology annotation, cellular component: nucleolus; small-subunit processome.